AUGGACUCAGCAGAGGCCAUGCGAGCCCAGCUACGCCUCAUUAACCGGCGACUAGACGAGGUGCAACAGGAGGUUCGCGGAUCAAAGGGAGAACCUGGGGCAGACAGACAUCAAGGGUCCCCGUUCGCCCCCGAGAUACAAGAUCAAGCGAUUCCACCCCAUUUCCGGCUCCCUUCGCUGGACGCAUACGAUGGCACAGUUGACCCGGCGGACCACGUAGCCGCUUUCCGCGCCCAGAUGGUGCUGUACGGGACCGCUGACGCCUUGAUGUGUAGGGCGUUCCCAACGACUCUGCGGGGGCUGGCCCGCGCGUGGUACUGCAGCCUGAAGACCGGGACCAUCACCUCCUUCGAUCAGCUGGCCAGGGAUUUCGAGCUCAACUUCCUAGCUUACGCUCGACCGAAGCCAUCUGCGGCGUUGCUCCUUGGGCUCAACCAAAGGGAGGACAAGCCCCUCUCCCAUUUUGCUUUCAUGAUGGGCCUGCGGCCUACCAGGUUCUUUUGGUCCCUCAUGGAGCGACCCCCCACCGCGGUACCUGAGAUGCUGCAGCGAGCAAGCCAGUUUAUCGCCGCGGAAACAUGGAUGGCCGGGAGGCGUGAGGAACACAAGAGGGUCAAGUCGGAGCAACCCCGACCGCAACAGCCCACCGCGUCCUGGAGGAGGUUGGACCGGCCCGACCUGCCCACACCAAGGCCCCCUCUCCCCAUUUUGAACUCGUCCCGAACAGAAAUAUUCCUCCACAUAAGGGAGAAGGGGCUACUCAAAGAGCCUCACCCGAUGAGGAGCCCGCGAGAGCUUGCAGACCGAUCAAAAUAUUGCCGCUUCCACCGACAGCAUGGGCAUGACACUGAACAGUGUCGGGAGCUAAAAAGGCAAAUUGAGGAGCUCAUCCAUAGAGGGUAUCUGGGCUAG
Musa acuminata AAA Group (dessert banana) is the source of this 912-nucleotide messenger RNA. RefSeq lists its product as uncharacterized. The record is from RefSeq and is a predicted model, not a curated record. The transcript has 2 exons. NCBI's taxonomy places the organism in Eukaryota, Viridiplantae, Streptophyta, Magnoliopsida, Zingiberales, Musaceae. Bases 1 to 912 code for a protein of 303 amino acids.